CAGCUCUCGUGAUAAACCACAAGCAAAAUAAAAUAUAUCGUAUAUAUAUUCAUAAUGAAAUAUAUGGAUGUUGGUGAUUCUUCAUGGUUCAUUAGGGAAAUGAUGAUUGGUAUUUCAUCUCCUUAGAUGACAAGUGGUUCCACCAUUGUUACGCAAAACCACUCACCAUUCUGAUCCCCAUCAAUCAAUCAACUUAGUUGUACAUAUGAUUGUACAACAUAUGACAGUAGAUGUAGAUCGUCCAGUUUGAAACCGCAAACUCAUCAUCCACAUUGUGAAUCCUAUUGGCCGAAAGUUGAUUGGGACCUUAUCGGCACAAUUAAUAUUAUCCUGGGAUAUGACUUACAUUGUGACAUUGAACCACAACAGCAUUGAACCAUUUAUCUAAACUUUAUACAGUGAAUGCUACACUAUGUCAACUAGAAAAGGCAAUAAUAAAAAGAGAGGACAAAAACAUCAGAAUACUACUACAUUUAAGAAUAAUUUGCAUGAUACCAGCAAGACAACGAAAACAAUCAAUAACCUGCUCGUUCAAGGAGUCUGUGAGAGAUGUAGAAGUAUAAUUGAAUGGAAAAAGAAGUAUAAGAAAUACAAACCACUUACUACACCAAAAAAAUGUGUGAAAUGUGAACAAAAAACAAUCAAACACGCGUAUCAUACAAUAUGUGUAAAAUGUGGUGUGGAAAAUAAUGUUUGUGAAAAAUGUGGAAUGAAGGUGGAAGACUUAGAAAGAUGCCAAAAUGAAGAAGAAUCUUCAAAGAACUCAUUUGUGGGAGAACAGGUCAAAUUCUUGUCAGAAAGACAAAGACGUACAUUUUUUCGCACUGUGGAUAAAGGGUUGUUAGCACAAGAUGCCUUAUUCUUACAAGAAAAGGAGAUUCAAUGAUUGGAAAGUCUUCAAUUCCUUGACAUUGCUACAAAAGCAUGUUUGAAAACAGUAUAUGAAAUAUGAGAGAAUCUAACACAACUACCUGUCUCAACAUGUUGUUUUGGUUUUCAAUAAAAGCUCAAAGCUUCACAGGCUUUA
Messenger RNA from Xenia sp. Carnegie-2017, 1027 nucleotides. RefSeq lists its product as uncharacterized. The transcript is spliced from 5 exons. The record is from RefSeq and is a predicted model, not a curated record. The coding region runs from base 413 to 886 and encodes 157 amino acids. NCBI's taxonomy places the organism in Eukaryota, Metazoa, Cnidaria, Anthozoa, Malacalcyonacea, Xeniidae.